AUGGGCAUAUCGAUAACUAUUAUUACAGAGUCGACGUAUAUUCAGCUUUCUCGAGCCCCUCAUUCUUCCCCUCCAAUGCUUUGCACCUCUCUCAAAACACCACAAAUCCUUCGACCACAGCUGGGACCUUGGAUCUUCGACAAGAUGGGGGGUGCUCCAAACAAAAGACAGAAGAGGGAGGAGUACAAGAAAGCCCAGAAUGAGAGGCCGACAACAGAGGGCCCGAAGAAGAAAUUCUACAGACAGCGUGCCCAUGCGAAUCCCUUCUCAGAUCACCAAUUGACAUAUCCUAUCAGCCCUGCGCACAUGGAUUGGUCUACCUACUACCCUGCCUUCGUCGCAAAUCCAGAAGCCGAGCAAAGUAUGACUGGGAUACAAAAAGAGGGUGAAAAAUUACAUGCGGUGAAGCAGCUCCGGAAAGAUGUUGAGGUCGCGGAUAUAGGAUGCAUGGAAAUCCGAUCACAAGUCACAGAGUUCGUUCAGGAACGGAUCAAGGCUCUGAGAGCCCAAAAUCCAAAUAACGGUUCCUACCAGAAUGCCGCCUGCGUCCGAGCUAACACGAUGAAAUUCCUCCCCAACUUCUUCAAAAAACACCAGCUCUCCAAGAUCUUCCUCUGCUUCCCAGAUCCGCAUUUCAAAGCUAGGAAACACAAGGCGCGGAUCGUUUCUACGACACUAAAUUCCGAAUACGCCUAUGUUGUACGACCAGGAGGAAUCAUCUACACGAUCACCGACGUUGAGGAUUUACACAAGUGGAUGGUACAGCACUUCGAAGCUCAUUUAUCUUUCGAGCGUGUGCCUGAAGAAGAACAAGAGGCAGAUCCAUGUGUGCAGAUUAUGAAGGUUGAGACGGAGGAGGGAAAGAAGGUAGAGCGGAAUCAAGGGCAGAAGUUCAUCGCAUUGUUCCGGCGCAUUGAGGAUCCCCCUUGGUAA
Molecule: messenger RNA, 933 nt
Organism: Drepanopeziza brunnea f. sp. 'multigermtubi' MB_m1
Lineage: Eukaryota; Fungi; Ascomycota; Leotiomycetes; Helotiales; Drepanopezizaceae
Source: RefSeq, a predicted model, not a curated record